ACAGAGAGGAGUGGCAAGCAUCCAGAGCGGAGAGGAGGUGAGAGAAGAGACGCUGCGUCUUUACGCGGCGGUGGCAUCCUGGAGGACUCGGAGCUGUGCGGGAUCGCUGUGCGCGCGCGUCGACUUCGCUUGUUAUUCUGCUGGAUGGGAGCCGUUCCUGAACACGGGAUGUUUGUCUCUGCGCUUGAAGUGCUCAAAGGGGAGUAAAUAAACAACAACAAUGUGGAGAGACUGGAUUAUUUGUGCCUCUUUACUGAUAGUUUCGACGCCGACAGUGUGGUGCAAACCUGUGAUCUCCCCCAGUGGGCCUCAUUUAGUGGUUCCCAAAGGAGGGAAGCUGGAGCUGCAUUGCCAUGACAAUGCCACAAUGUCUGAUGUCCCAGCCACACUGAAGUGGGAAAAGGAGAAGGCCCGCAGGCUGGAGGGCGAGGUGGAGGAGGGCAGACUGGCGUUUGUCCGGGUGGCAGAGGUGCAGGGCUACCACAUGGGCCGCUAUGUGUGUGUCAACAACAAAACGUUGGAGCGCAGCACCAUAUAUGUCUACAUAAAAGACCCUCACAAUGCGUUCCAGCGCUCCAUGGUGAGUAGCAUCCUGGUGCGAGCUGGCGAGAACUGCAUCAUCCCCUGUCUCGUGACCGACCCCGAGGUCAGGAACCUGACUUUGGAGAUGUGUGACAAACAGCCUCUGCCGUCGGGUUUGAGGUACCGCAGCAACCUGCAGCAAGGCAUCGUCAUCAGUAACGCUAGGAAAGAGUAUGAGGGCUGCUACGUUUGUGUGGGGCGUCUGGACGGACGCACGUUCAAAUCAAUCCAGUACACUGUGGAUGUUCGACUGGUGCCUGAGCUGAGCCCAGUCAUCUCUCUGUCCCACAAAGACCUGGUCAUUCUGAAGGCAGGAGAGCCGUUUAAGCUUACCUGCAACACCACCAAUGUCAACCCGGAUAUUAGCCUUAAGUGGGACUACCCUUCAGCUGUGCAUCCUGAAAAAUCCCAGACCUUGCACAUGCUGUCCGGCUCCCGGGGUUAUCAAUGCUCCACCUCGCUCUUCAUCAGAACUGUCCGCCAUUCAGAUUCUGGCACUUACCGCUGCUACGCCCGCAACGAAAGAGGCGACAGUGAUGCAGCGCUGCAGCUAGACGUCCGCAAUGAGGGGUUCAUUACCACCGUUGAAGAGCCAAACCCUGUCCAGAAGUAUGUUAAGGAAGGAGAAACCCUGAACUUGAUGGUAGAAUUUGAAGCCUACCCUCCACCGCACUCCUGGUCCUGGUCUUACCAGGGCAAACGCCUCCUCAACACCACGGAGCACGUUAUUACGCUCCAUCGCCACAACUACAGAUACAUCAGUGUGCUGAGACUUGUGAGGGUUCUCGGUUCAGAGGGCGGGAUCUAUACAUUCUCAGCCCGGCACGAAGAUGCAUCUGUCGCUCUCUCAAUUCACGUCUAUGUCAGCAGUAAGCCUGUCAUCAUUGGCCAAAAGGGGCCUGUUGACGGACAGGUGCGAUGUACUGCUGCAGGUUAUCCAGUUCCUAAAAUCAGCUGGUACUUCUGCGAGCGACCCCAUGUCAGGUGCUCACAACUGCCCAAUGCGACCCAAUGGGAAACCCCGGAGGUUUACCUGCUGACAGAGUCAGCCUUCGGCAGAAGUGAGGUGGAGAGCCGGCUGAAUGUCACCAAGGAGCAUGCUCAGUACCACACCCUGGAGUGUGUGGCGUACACAGAUGGAGACGAGGCCUACACGCUGUUCUCUAUCAGCGAGCGAGUCGUCCCUCAUAAACUCUUCACACCCGUUCUGAUUGGCAUGAUGGCCACAGGCGCCUUCCUCAGCCUCACUCUGGUGGUUCUGCUCUAUAAAUACAUGCAGAAACCAAAGUUUCAGAUCCAGUGGAAGGUCAUAGAGAGCAUCAAUGGAAACAACUACAUUUAUAUUGACCCCCUCCAGCUUCCGUAUGACAUCAAAUGGGAGUUUCCCCGGCAGAAGCUCCGCUUUGGUAAAACUCUCGGGUCCGGUGCUUUUGGAAAGGUGGUACGGGCCACAGCGUAUGGUCUCUGUUCUCCAGAUACUGUGACAACCGUGGCUGUGAAGAUGUUAAAGCCCAACGCUCAUUCCACGGAGAAGGAGGCUCUGAUGUCAGAGCUGAAAGUUCUCAGCUACCUUGGAAACCACGUGAACAUUGUUAACCUGCUGGGAGCCUGCACAGUCGGAGGUCCACUUUUGGUAAUCACAGAGUACUGUUGCUAUGGCGACCUGCUCAACUUCCUGCGAAGAAAAAGAGAGUCCUUUCUAAACUCCCAAGUUGGGGAUGGUUACUAUCGCAACGUCUCCAACCAGACGGAGACAACAAGGGAUGUGAGUGGGACGGGGUACAUGCCUAUGCGUCCCGCUGACAAAGAAAAACCCUCGCACUCGGAUGAUAUCAGUGAGCUGUCUCUGGAUGCUGAAGAUCUCCUCAGCUUUUCCUACCAAGUCGCCAAAGGAAUGGAGUACAUUACUUCCAAGAACUGCAUCCACAGGGAUCUCGCUGCCAGAAACAUCCUGCUGACUCACGGCAGGGUGGCGAAGAUCUGCGACUUCGGUUUGGCACGAGACAUCACCACUGACGCCAGUUAUGUUCUCCGGGGAAACGCCCGUCUGCCGGUCAAGUGGAUGUCUCCCGAGAGUAUUUUCGACUGUGUCUACACCUUUGAGAGCGAUGUGUGGUCGUACGGCAUUCUGCUCUGGGAAAUCUUCUCUCUGGGAAAUAGCCCGUAUCCGGGGAUGCAGGUGGGCUCUGCGUUUUACAGGAUGAUUCAGGAAGGUCACAGGAUGAGCCGACCCGAGUUUGCUCCUGUUGAGAUGUACGACAUGAUGCUGUCCUGCUGGAACCACGACCCUCUGAAGAGGCCGUCCUUCAGAAAACUGGUGGAAAGAACUGAACUGCUGCUGUCAGAGAAUACCAAGAACGUGUACCUGACUCUGAGUAACACUCCCGGGGCUCCUGAGCAGCAGAGGGCGCUGUCACAGAGGUUAAGCUCAGUCUGCAGCACAACAGCCCCGACCCAGCCUUUACUCCAGAGCACAGCAGAUGUUUUCCUGGACUACGUCUGAACACCUCCUACGUCACACAUGCAGCCUCUGCCACCUCUCUUAUCCACUCCAUUUCCUCUACUUCCUCUUGAAGAGCGCUGCUGGGAGAUGAGGCCAUCUGUCAUCAAGCGAAAGCAGGAGUCAGUGAUGGGGCAACUUCAUCUUUAAAAGAAGGUGCCAAAUUCUGGCAACCCCGUCUCUCAGACUCUCUGUACAUAUUCCUGUCUGCUGUGGGCUCGCAAACUCCUCUUCCCAUCGAUGUGUUUAUCGUAACGGUAGAUAUUUCUGGUGCAUGUCUAUGUAAAGCAGCACUAACCAGCCAUCAGCAUCCAUCAGCAGCUGGGAGGAGUUCAGGCUCAUCGCAUUCUAAGAUGCUCCGAACAACACAAAGCCUGCAAGUGCAUGUAAAUACACAACCAAAUAAAUACAGUAUAUGUGUCUGUGGAGGUAAUGUGGCUGAGGAAUACAAGGAUGCUGUGACUAUGAGACUUCUUAGAUGGUUUUUCCCAUUUUACAUAAAUUAUUUUGGCUUUUUUUUAAAUAUUCUUUUAAUUUUCUGAAAAAAUAUUUGCAAUAAUGUUCAAGUUUGUGCUCUCUAGAAAUCAAAAAAUAAGCCACAAGCAUCAUCCGAUUCCCCAUCUGUGCAUUGUAUUUUAUUUUGAAAAAUGUUCUUUUAAGGCGAAACAUAGUUUUAGGAGUAAACGUGUGCUUUGUGUUGUCCAAAUGAAUGCAAUGUAAAUACAAUAGAGACGUGCCUUUAGUUUUUGUUUUCUUUUCACAUGGGAUUUGUUCGUUUGUGAUGGUGUUAAGCCUCAACACUGCGGCUUUGAGGUCCUUCCGAGUUUUUAUACGGUUCCUUGACUUGUAAUAAAGUACCUGUGAAGUUGGGACCUAAUUUUUUAAUUUUUUUGUCCUUGCUGCAUAAAAGAAAAAGGAAGGACUUUUUUUUUUAGUAUUUGCAACAGUUUUUAUUUUCAAAUUGACCAAGAAAGGACACGUAAAAGGUGGGGGAGCUGUUAUAGUGACUGCAAACAACUUUCUUCAAAAUAUUACAUGUGACUUUUGGGGCAGAUAAAGGGCCACAGUUCAAGAGCAGAAAGGAUACAUACAGUUCAGGUAAGCAUAGCACCGUUUUACACUGAAUACUGGUGAUUUUCUCUUUUUUUUUUUUUUUAGCUUUGAGUGAGUGUACAGUAUGCUAGAUUUUUUUAAGUGUGUCGGGAAAGUAAUCGGUGUAUCUGCGUAGAAGUGCAGAAAGGGGGCGCCACUGUUAAAUUUGAUUUCUUCCAAUCAGAAAACAAACACCUGUUAAAAAAAAAAAAAUCUGUAAUAGUGGAACAUUCCUUUUUUUUCUUUUUUACAGAACUCUUCAAAAAGUCAUCAAAUAGCAAAAUGAAAUUUGUGAUGAAUAACCUUUUGACACCCCUCUUUUUUCCUUCAUAAACUGUUUCAACAUCCAUUCAACUCUUGACACCUUUACAUUCUUUGGGCUGCGUCAGUGACAAAAACCAUAAACAUUUCAGCUCCUCUCUUUAAAAAACAAAAAUAAACAAAAAAGGUGCUUCAAAUACAAACUAGAUGUUCUAGUUUUGCUUUCGGGUGAGUGGAAGGCCUGCUGUAAAGGAAAGUCUAUUACGAUAGCUUGUUUGAGGACAUGCCUCUCAGAAGAACUGUCUACAUUUAUUUUUUACUCAGAAGGGUUAGCAGUUCAUCUUUGUAAAACACUACUCUCUUCAGCCUAAAAAGUCAUAUCAGUGCACCCAUCCACAUUACAUCCAUCCAUUUUCAUUCACAAACCAUGUUUACAUAUGAAAAUAUAAUGGGAUACAGUGACAGUUACCAUGCAUACAGUCUCACACACACAUAUUUAUAGCUGGAGCUGUCCCACACGCAAGCCUGCACAAUACCGAGCUCAACCAGAGGACGUUUCUUUUUAAAAACAAAACAAUUUUCUUUAUACUGCAACGCAAGAACUGAUUGGCUAUCGCCACGGGAAGCCAAUACUGACCUCCCGAGUGAUACAAGAAGUAGGAUCAAGGAAACGAGAUGCUACACUCACACAAGCGCCCACACACGCCAGCUUUAGGGGGAAAAAAACAACACAUUCUAAAUAAAAUGCUCCUUUGCCAACUAUUGCCUCUAAACCCAAGGCUUUUCUGUUUGAUAUGGCUUAACAGUGUCGGACGCAGACUGAGCCAAGAUCUUUUUCUGUCUUUAAACGCAGAUCUGAGACGAGCGAGCUGCACUGCAUGACGGUUUCUGUAGCGAAAAAAAAAAUUUACAACAUGAGGCACAAACCAAGACUCGCUGUUCGAGUCGGGUCGGAAUUCAUUUCAACUUUUGCAGAGGAUACUUCCUCGAACGAAUCUCCUCAUCUUAUUUUUUUUUGACCGACAGAGGAACUUUCUGAAAUGUGGGUCGAAUUUUUAAACGUCGUCUUUGCAGCAUCACCGUCUUAAACCUUUUUCUGAGGCAGAAGCAAAAAAAAAAAA
This is a messenger RNA of Oryzias melastigma (Indian medaka), 5556 nucleotides long. It is a transcript of the gene kitb, whose product is annotated as KIT proto-oncogene, receptor tyrosine kinase b. Gene Ontology annotation, molecular function: transmembrane receptor protein tyrosine kinase activity; cytokine binding; ATP binding. Gene Ontology annotation, cellular component: signaling receptor complex. Bases 221 to 3085 code for a protein of 954 amino acids. NCBI's taxonomy places the organism in Eukaryota, Metazoa, Chordata, Actinopteri, Beloniformes, Adrianichthyidae. The transcript has 21 exons. The record is from RefSeq and is a predicted model, not a curated record. Gene Ontology annotation, biological process: positive regulation of receptor signaling pathway via JAK-STAT; positive regulation of cell migration; multicellular organism development.